Messenger RNA from Didymella exigua CBS 183.55, 1336 nucleotides. RefSeq lists its product as uncharacterized. The transcript is spliced from 3 exons. Bases 141 to 1196 code for a protein of 351 amino acids. The record is from RefSeq and is a predicted model, not a curated record. Lineage: Eukaryota; Fungi; Ascomycota; Dothideomycetes; Pleosporales; Didymellaceae.
CGACAAGCUAUUCAUCUUGCAUUACAAGCUUUAUCAGCGACGUAAACUUGUUUCGCUUUCCUAUAAUUGCUUGUAGCAAAAAUAUCGCCCGCAAAAUCCAUGUAUCGAUAGCACCGCGUGUCUUGUGAACACACCACGCAAUGGAGAAAUACAGCCAGUUCCGUGACAAAGGUACGGCCAUAGCGCCCUUUCUCCCUGUGCCUCCUCCUCCAGUCAGCGUCGUCUGGACGCCAAUCCAUGCCUUCCUCUUCCUCUGCCGCAUGCCGUUCGUAAUCGCGCUCUCAGUCUUCUACUUUGGCGUUAUUGAGUGGUUACCAGUCGGCGGAGCCAUUAAAUAUGUGUUGCUGUGGGCGCUUCUUGGCCUGACUGGAGUAUGGUGGGUCGACUUCCAGGUCGACGGCGUGAAGCGCGGAAGACUCUCAGAAGCAAAAGAGCACACGCCCCAGGCCGGCACCAUUAUCGCUUCCUCGUUCACGUCUCCUCUCGACCCGCUCUACCUUGCCGGAAUCUUCCAACCGAUCUUUACACGCUCGUACCCAAAUAGCCGCAAAGUCGAGCGCAUCACACUUCUUCGUGCGAUCCUCCUCGCAUUCGCACCUCCCGCUUUCGUCCCGCAAGACGAAUCUAAGCUUGUCACUCUUGCAUCCCUUGUCAAGGCAAACCCCAAGAGCAUCAUUUGCGUCUUCCCAGAAUGCACCACCACAAACGGUCGCGGCAUAUUGCCCCUGAGCCCGAGCUUGCUCAGCGCAAGAGGUGACACCAAGAUCUACCCCGUCAAUCUGCGCUACACGCCUCAGGACGUCACCACCCCUGUGAGCGGCGGAUACAUCAGCUGGCUCUACCAACUCCUAUCAAAACCCUCGCACCAGAUGCGCGUCCGCAUCGCAAUGCGCGUCUACAACAGCCCUAGCAUCGAUUCUCCAGCAAGACAGUCCGAAACUGCGAUCGGCUCUGGCUACAACUCGAACACCUUCAAUACCCCGGACUUCCGCAACGGCGCGAGUAGCAGUCUGGAGAGGGAGACGGACAUGUACAUCACGACUGGCGAGACGCAAGGCGAGGUUAGCGCGCAGGAGCAGAGGGUUCUGGAUCGUGUAGCGGAGGAUCUGGCGCGAUUGGGGAGAGUGAAGAGAGUGGGACUUGAUGCUGGGAAUAAAAUCGAGUUCCUGAAGGUCUGGCUCAAGAGGAGACGGUGAGCGGGUGCGGCAACGCAGCGAAGCAAGUACAAAAAAGAGCAUGUAACGCUCACCAAGGAGCAAGAUGUAGCCACGAUAGAAGAAACGGCUCUUGAUAUUGCAGAUAUAUGCAUAUUCAUCUUGUCACACAGAACUAUACC